Messenger RNA from Patiria miniata (bat star), 1854 nucleotides. RefSeq lists its product as uncharacterized. Bases 77 to 547 code for a protein of 156 amino acids. NCBI's taxonomy places the organism in Eukaryota, Metazoa, Echinodermata, Asteroidea, Valvatida, Asterinidae. The record is from RefSeq and is a predicted model, not a curated record. The transcript is spliced from 4 exons.
UCUCUACUGUGAGGUCGUUUCAGUGUGUCCGUCGUCAACUCGAUUUUCUUAAAACCUGAAAAACUGCAAGACAUUCAUGGUCCGGUCAUAUCAAAUGUUUGAGGACCUACGUGGAUCUGUUUGGGCCUACAACUACGUCCAUUCACUGAGCGGAUUUGGGAUUACCCAUCGAGGACUCGAAAAGAUAGGAGAGAACAAGGCCAUUUUCUUCGGUAAAAUUAUCCAGUCAGGUUCCCAUCUGAAGUCCAUCCAGAUGAUCCUUAAUAAGACAGCAGACGGUACAGGCAUCGACUCCAACACCCUGGCCUUACAGAUGAAGGCCCAUCCUGAGCUGAGGGACAAGCUUCAUGUCGUCACCUCAUGGGAGCCUUUGCCUGUCUACCCUGGGGUGGUCAACUCAGAAUUACCUGAGGAUCUCAAGACAUCUAUCACCAGGCAUCUUCUCAACAUGCAUCUCGACCCCAAAUGGCAAGCACAACUGAACCAAUACAUGGUGUCCAAAUUUGUGCCGGUUACACUGGAUCAGUACAAAGGAUUGUUCAAAUAAACAAACAAAUGUUCCAAUAAACCAAAAAGGGAAACCGAUGAUUAAUGCAUUAUGAAAUAUAUUGCAUUAUUAUAAUAUAACAAUUGUAACAAAAUAACGAGACAGUGUUAUAUUUAAAAAAAAUAAUCAUUAAUUCAUUGUUGAAAUCGGUACUCUAAAUUCUUGUCAUGAUGCAAUUUUGUGCUCUAAAUUAAUAAUGCAAUAUACAUAUUUUACUAUGUAAACAUGUUUUUUAUAUAAUUUACUGAAACCACAGAGACUAGUUGUCAAUCUACAAGCUAUUGUCACAUCUUACUGUGUGCAAUGAGUUCGUUAGCAGGGCUCAAAUUUUGUGUGAAAAUUUUGUGGACAACAGUACCUGAAAGUUUUAUUUUACUGGACCAAUGUACAUUCACAGAUAAAAUUGAAACACUGUUAACUCAAAGCCAUGUGCAUCAUUUGCAAUGACCUGGAGAAGCAUUGAUUUAAUGACAAAACUCUGCUCAAAGUCAAGAUAGGAGUGGUACCAAAUACCCUUUGAAAAUAUUCCAGCUGAAAUUGUUUCGUGUGGAUGAAUACUGAGGUGGUGUUGAAAGAGGGUGUCCAUGGCACAUUUUAACAUUAUGCAUUAGCAAUGGAAUCCAGUUACAAGACACAAAAAAAAAGUUAAUGUAUUUUCUCGGUUUUCUUAAAAUGUAUACUAUCCAAUCAACCUUCAACAGGUUAGUUGUCAUGCACCCUGCUUCAGACUUUUAGCACUUUUGUUGGUUCAAACGAAAGUAAAGGCACAAGAAGCAAAUAAUCAUAUGUACCUUUUAAGAAAGUUGCAGUCAUUAGGAUUAUACAAGAAGUAUAUUUCAUUGCUUCUGGUGGUAAACGGGAAACAUCAAAUGUAAACAUUUUUAAUAGUUGGUCAAAUGACUCUUGCAUGUGUAGGAUUAGUCAUGAUCAUGAUAAUCUGAGACCAGAUUUGGACAGCACAUGCAAUCAUGAAAGGCAUGUAUUCAUCUGAGUGCAAUGUGUAAUUAUAAAACAUCAAGAUGAAUUUUUAUUCCCUUUGUUUUAAGUUGCCAAAUCUUCCAAAGAAGUUAUAUACAAUUUAGAAGUGUUUUUGUCAUUUCGUAUAACCUUGGAGAGUGAAAUACAUUUGAACAUCCAAACAAUGUGUGUUACAGUGAAGUGCAAAUUUGCCUUGUUGAGAUUAUUUAUGCAAAUGCACUAAGGUUUUCUGUCAUGGAUGUUGGUAUGAACGUAGAUGAUGUGGAUAUGAUUCACCUACUUUAAUGAACAUGUAGUUGUGUUUGUCAUUUAUAAUACAUGUACACCAU